AGAGUGUGGUAUAAUAAAGCAUGUGCAAUCAAAGUAAUAAUUGAUUCCUGGUUUGCAGGCACAUGUGUGUGCAUGGCCGAGCCACACAGUGACGUGGCCGAGGCGCUUUAAAGGUCUACACUUCUCCAGUUUCAGAGUCGUCUGUCGAGGUCUGGCUGAUGUCAGCCAGGUUGAGUUGAUGAUGAUGUCAUCGGAGCACCUGACCUGUGGUUGGCUGCAGCAGCUGCUGGUCGUACUUCUGAAGCUGUGCCUCGCUCUCGCUGGGCCUUCGAGAUCACCUGAUGGGACCGAAUGCACAGCCAAGGGUCCUGCUUCCUACAUCCUGGUCUUUACAGGUCACUGGAGUCCACAGGCCUUCCCCAAACAGUAUCCACUGUUCCGUCCCCCUGCACAGUGGUCCAAGCUCAUAGCGGUCAGCCACACUCGUCAUUUUCGGCUGUGGGAGGAGGGCGCCCCAGCCAGUGCAGGGGUUCAGAUCUUUGCUGAACUUGGGCUGACGGUGGAGCUGAUGAAGGCGGCCAAGGAAGCCAGGAAAAGACGCACAGUUGGCGCCAUGUACCGAACGGCCGGUAUCCCUGACGGCAUUGGGCACAGCUCCACGGAGCUGCUCAUGCAGCCCCGGAGCUCACUGUUGUCUCUGAUGGUGAAGCUGAUCCCCAGCCCUGACUGGUUCGUCGGUGUGGACAGUAUAAACCUUUGCGAGGGCAGCCAGUGGAAACAGGAAGUGACCAUUGACCUCCAGCCGUAUGAUGCAGGGACGGACAGCGGAUUCACUUUCUCCUCUCCUAACUUUCCCAGCAGCCCCCCAGAAAACAUCACAAUGAUCACAUCUCAGAUGCCAAACCACCCGGCCAACUCCUUCUACUAUCCGCGCUUAAAGGAGCUUCCACCAAUCGCCAGCAUAAGGAUCACUCGACAGAGCGGAUCACCUGACCGCCAAUCCUCAAUGUCCAAUCACAUUCUGCCCAACUCUAUCAAUCCCCAGCGCUUCUCAGUGACACCACUGGACUGUGAAGUGUCUCUCUGGUCAUCCUGGGGUUGGUGUCUGGGUCCCUGCUCUAGAGGUGGUGUUCGCCACCGCACCCGCUACAUCCUUUUGCGGCCGGCCAAUGCUGGGACCCCCUGCCCUGAGCUGGAGGAACAGGCUGAGUGUGUACCACACAGCUGUAUGAAACUCCAGUAACCUGCAGAGUGCACUGUCACAGACGCUGCCAGUAUUCAACACUGACUCUCAUGUUAUCACUGCUGGACUGAGAAACGUUGCUGCAUCUCGAGCAUCUUCUUGAAAAUGCAGAGGAUUGUUUUGUGUUUGUUACAGCCAAGUUGGGGGAAAUUAAAGACUUGCUGCAUCGUCUAUGGAGCACAUUAUCUUUAAGAGUGUACGCUCCUCUAGGUGAAUUUUAAUGACAAUAACAAGGGAUUUUUAAGUCAUUGUUACACAUUGCCCUGGAAGGAGAAUAGAGUUACUCACAGGGAGACACACGGCCUGCGUUUUCUCAAAAGCUUUUACACCUAUCAUUGUUUGUUCAUUUCCCACAACAUAUGUAUUUAAAGUGCACAUGGAUGGUGGCUCACCAGAGUCAAAAAUGUGUAUGUGCACACAGAAAUGUGCACACAAAGGUCCUUGAACAUACUGCACACUUACAGGCAUUAGUUUACAUAGGUAACACAUCCAUGCUUGACACAUGCAGCUCAAAAAUAACCUCACACCCUGAUUUUUAAAUAUCAUCUACAAAAAUGAAAAAUGAAUAGCUGACUUGAAGCAUAGAGCCAGCAUGAAGACCCAAUUUGUAACAAGAUGCAGGUUUUUAUUAAAAAGUAAGGAUAAAUAUUUGUUUUAUCAUCUCUUUUGAUAUUUUAAUGUUGAUAUUUUGUAUAUACUGUAUAAUGUAUCUUAUCUUGUAUAACUCAUGAAUAAAUAUGGUGGUGUUUUUCAGUCGGAA
Molecule: messenger RNA, 1943 nt
Organism: Paralichthys olivaceus (Japanese flounder)
Lineage: Eukaryota; Metazoa; Chordata; Actinopteri; Pleuronectiformes; Paralichthyidae
Source: RefSeq, a predicted model, not a curated record